GGCAGCUACGGUUUGGAUGAAGCAAAAUAGAGAACCAAAAGCCAAGGUAGAAGAAUGCAUGAGAAUGACUUGCAAACAUCGCUAUGACUGGAUUAGAGCAGAAAACCCUCCAACAAUCACAGAAGUACUAGAUCGGUAUCCACGCCUUCUAGAUCCUGGAAUUAUUGAUGCUGACUAUCGGCAAGCAAUAUCGGAGAAGACUGCCGACAGUUUGUAUGCCAAGUGGCCGAGGAUUGCGCCAAGGAUUCUACAAUAUGCAAAUUUACAGGAGGUUAAGUGGAGGAAGGAAUUGGGAAUGGAAAAUUCUACCAGCAGUGAGCUUUGUGAAGAAGAGCAACAAAUGCUAGCUUUCAGUAUACUGCCUCUUCUGUUUAUGGGAAGAUGCAAAGAUAAGAGUGGAAGGUGCUCUGCUGUGAACUCACUCAAGGCAUUUAUUGAUCACAUAUCUGAGAGCACAGACAUGCCACAGUACUUGACCGAAACCAGGGUAACGGAAAGACCACCUGUUUAUAUUCUCACACACGGAGGAACCCGGUGGAAACCUCAACAAACGUUCUUAAUCCUUGAACAUCGACCUGUACCAUGCUCGUCUCUCAUCCAAGCAGUGGACGUUUGCUUCAAAGCUAUUUACAUUCUAGACAUUGAAUACCACCCUCAUACUUGUUCUGUGAUGGAAUUUCUCCAGCACAUAAUCUACGGCAUUCCACCAGGUAGCCUCGUCAGAAGGGCACUGAUUAGCUUCCGAACUUGGUUCAAUAACUGAAACAACACUUAAAAAUUGAGGUGCAAGGUCCCUUUGAUGGGUCUAUAACAUGGGAACUUUUAUUGUCUGUUGAAGAAUGUUGAUGGUACUUAGGCUGCGUUUAUGUGACCUCAAGCCAGAAUCAUGAUUUGAAUCGUGAUUUAAAACACAAACAUGAAUCACAAUACCACAGAAUCAGCGUUUAGACGACCUUCAUUCCAAUGCUGUUUAUCCUCGGAUUGGCGCCGAUCCAUUGCGCAUCACAGUGCGCAGUUUGACAGAGCUUCGUCAACUUUUUCACACAUGUUUCGGAUUUAAAAAAAAAUCAAUCUUUUGCUUCCAGAAUUCAAUCUAUUAUACCUCAUUUUGUUUACUUCAUUUAAUCUUGUCGGUUUAUCGAAAAUGGUGUUCGGAAGUGAUUUUCAGCGCAGAUCCAAAUUUAAUAAUAUUGACCGUGUUCAUUUACUAGAACUUGAAGUUGCAGACAUGGACAAAAAAAUGAAUAGCAGUGGAUGAUGCGAUGACCAACACAGAACUUAGAAGUUAAAUUCAUGUAAAAAGAAAUGCAUACAUGGCACAUUAUGUACAUACACUGAGCCUAGCGCACACCUAAUUAAGUUUGGCAAGGGUCAAACUGAAAGCAGUUCGACACAGUGACAUCAUGGAAUUAUGAUUCAAAUCACGAUUGCGUUUAUACGACUUAUUUUCGUUUGUGAUUCUACACAAAUGUCUUUUCAAACGCCCCUUGUUCCGUGUUUCAUGUUUCUGAUUUGAAAGAUGAUUAUUUUCACUUUUGACUAUAAUGCAAUCGUGAUUCUGCAGACUCAUAAUUUGAAUCAUGAUUCUAGGGUAUAAAGGUGGCACAUAAAUGCACCCUUAAUCAUUGAAAAGCUGUUUUGAAUAGCCUUUGAUCAUGGUAAAAUGAUUUGAUCACGGUAAAAUGAUUUGGUCACAGUAAAAUGAUUUGAUCACGGUAAAAUGAUUUGACCAUGGUAAGAUCAUCUGAUCACUGUUAAAUGAUUGAUUGCUCAUAAAAUGCUCAAAUCUUGCCGCGUAUGGUAAUUAAUGUUGAUUUUGCUAUUGAUAGUAGCUUCUAAUUUUGAUUUUGAUUGAAUGUAGAUCACUCUUAAUACGGGUACUUUUUCAAAGGCUGCCUCCGACAUGUUUGAUUUUGAUUUGAUAAAUGAUUGUGGUGAAUGAAACCUUACUUUAAAAUGAUUUGCCAUGGCCAAAAUUAAGGAAACUUGUUACUGAUAACAACUUAUUUGGAUACCCUAUUGCUAUUGAGGGGAUCAAAUAUAUUGAAAUACCAAAAUACAGAGAAAUUGCCAUAUCGAAGUUAACAUUACAAUGUUAUAGUUAUAUUGUCUCAAC
Messenger RNA from Lytechinus variegatus (green sea urchin), 2116 nucleotides. RefSeq lists its product as uncharacterized. The transcript has 4 exons. The record is from RefSeq and is a predicted model, not a curated record. Lineage: Eukaryota; Metazoa; Echinodermata; Echinoidea; Temnopleuroida; Toxopneustidae. Bases 17 to 763 code for a protein of 248 amino acids.